GACGUAGAUGUCGUCCGCUGUCUUCCCAGCGACUCAAAGAAACCCGUCUAGCCUGUUGCGCAUGCGUAAACGCCGUGACGUUCCUAAAGUCUAGCGCUUCUCCUAUCCUCGGUGUUUAGCGGCUCAGCGCUCCCCCUCCCUUUCUCCUUGUUGUACGCAUGCGCAAAGGGCUGUCUCCCGCGCAGUCACUUUGCGCCAAGUGCGCGGCCGCUGCUGGGGGAGGGGAGACGCACGUAAGCAACCGCGGAAGGAGUGGAGCGGAACAGGGAGCCCGUCACGGAGCAGUGCGCCGUUAUACAAGCCCUUCUGUCUGCCCUUCUCCCCUGUGAAAAGACGGGGCCAACAUGGCCGGAGCCUUGAUGCUUCCUGCAGACCGCAGCCAUCGCAGGAGGAGGGACCGGCGACCAGUAGGCUAGGCCCUGGAUAGGCCUCGCCAUAUCCCCGGAGCAGGGAGCGCCCCCUCCUCGGACUGCUUCCCUCUAAAGCUUUCUUGUCAGCCGGAUAGCUCCUAGGAGACAGCGGCGCCCUCCAAUCUCCGUUACUCGGAGCUCCAGGACCUGAUCCCCCGGGGGGGAGGCCGCGGCGACCUCACUGAGCGACUCGUCUGCUGGGCCCGAGACCCCGCCAUGGAGACCAAAACCAUUGUGUACGACCUGGACACGUCCGGGGGGCUGAUGGAGCAAAUCCAAGCCCUCCUGGCACCACCCAAGAGUGAAGAAGGGGAGAAGAAAAGCAGGAGACCAGAAAAAGAGCCCAGGAGAAGUGGACGGGCCACCAACCAUGACAGCUGUGAUAGCUGCAAGGAAGGAGGGGACCUCCUCUGCUGUGACCACUGUCCGGCCGCUUUCCACCUUCAGUGCUGCAAUCCUCCCCUGAGUGAGGAGAUGCUGCCCCCUGGAGAGUGGAUGUGUCAUCGCUGCACCAUCCGCAGGAAGAAACGUGAGCGGAAGAAGGAGCUUGGACAAGUCAAUGGGUUGUUUGACAGAUAUGGGAGAAGGACUGUGUCGCCCACUAGUGACAUGGAUUAUUCUGAAAGAGCUGCUGGCAGCUUUCGAGCCCUCGCCCAAGCCCGGAUAUUAGAGAGAAGGGUAAGCCGCCCCGGCACACCAACAUCCAGUGCCAGCACCGAUACGCCCACCUCGGAGCAAAAUGAUAUGGAUGAGGACAUGAUCGAUGUGGAUGAAGAUCCUUCUGUGGAGUCGGAGUACACUCAUUCUCAACUCAAGAGACCAUUUCAGUUACUUAUCGCAGCAGCCAUGGAGCGCAAUCCCACCCAGUUUCAGCUUCCUAAUGAACUUACCUGCACCACAGCACUUCCAGGCACCAGCAAACGUCGGAGAAAAGAAGAAAUGACGGGGAAAAAUGUUAAGAAAGCACAGCAUGAGUUGGAUCACAACGGCUUGGUACCUUUACCAGUCAAAGUCUGCUUCACUUGUACCCGGAGCUGCCGCGUGGCACCUUUAAUUCAGUGUGAUUACUGCCCUCUCUUGUUUCAUAUGGACUGCUUAGACCCUCCUCUUACUGCCAUGCCAACCGGCCGCUGGAUGUGUCCCAACCAUAUCGAGCACGUUGUGCUGAACCAGAAGAAUAUGACCCUGAGUAAUCGGUGCCAGGUGUUUGACCGCUUCCAGGAUAGCAUUUCUCAGCAUGCGGUAAAGCUGGACUUUCUGAGCCGCAUCCAUAAAAUACAUCCCCCGAACCGCAGGCAGCUGCCUUCAGCCAGGAAAAACACAGUCAAGGUUCCUGAAGCCAUCAAGGCCCAAUAUCAGUCACCUCCACAGUUACUGCCUCCUGCAGGGAUACGUGACGGGGAGCUGAUUUGCAACGGUGUUCCCGAAGACUCCCAAAAGCACCUGCUUCACUCUGAGCACUUGGCUAACCAAACAGAGCAACAAGAGUGGCUCCGUAGUGUGGUUGCACUUCAGUGCAGCAUAUUGAAAUACUUAUCUGCUAAGCAGAUGCCAGCCUGGGGAUCAGAGGACGUUGACUCGUUGGAUGUGAAACCAGUCAUAUCACCUGAUGGUUCCGUGUCCAACUCUCACCAGCACGCUGACGGCAAGCCUCAGUUAUCUCCAUCUUUAGAACUGUCUCCGAGGAGCCAAUCUACAACGUUGGAAGACGAUACUACUUACGUGGUGAAAUCACAUCUGUCAACCAGUGGUGGUACUUUCAAUGGACCUGCUGUUUCGGAGUCCAAAUCAAACGGACCUCAUACUUGUAAUGUUAGCCCAAGCCACACGGAACAGUUACGUGACCAUCAAAGACUAUCUGGAGCUAGUCCUGGUGUUUCUGUACUUUCUCAGAGACCAGCAAGGCCUCGGUCAGGCACUCCUCCCACAACAGUUGUUCUCCCAAAUCAUGUAGUGAAAACAGAAGGCACGACAGGAGCUGCACAUUGCACCCAGAGGCUUCAGGGUCCUACUCUUACACCUCCUAAUUCUUGCACCAGUACGGAGCUUGCUAGCACUUUGUCAUGGAAGCAUACCCAAACGCAAGCUACUCCUUCACUCAGUCAACCUGAUUCCAGACCUGUUGGGUCACCGCUCUCUGGCACCCGGGCACUUACGCCUCCACAGGCGGCUGGGGGUGAUCUUACCUCUGCAGCUUCUGGUGCAUCCAGGCUCUGUGUAGCAGCUCCUCCCACAGAUGGAAAAGUCCGACCCAGUGCGUUAAUAAUCGAUGGGGCAUCAACUGGCCCUUCGCCAUAUACUGUAAACUCCUCAGCGAUGGCAGAGCUUACAAGUUCCCUAAGAUCAUUGAUGGAUGGAAAUGGAGAGAUCCAGAUAAACCUGCUGGAUGAGAAGCUGGUAAAAUUUUUGGCCAUGCAGAGAAUCCAGGAGAUAUUCUCUUCUAAAGACUAUCCUGUAGCAAGUGCCACCCGUCCUUCGCCAACUCCAUCCCUUGGACAUCAUGUGGAAGCCCAGAGAAGAGAUGUGCAGGCCAGGGCUGUAUUUUACCCUCUAAUGAUGGGCACUGGUGCUCCCGUCAAUAUGUGCUACCGGACUCUUUACAUUGGCACAGGAGCAGACAUGGACGUUUGCCUUACAAAUUAUGGUCAUUGCAACUAUGUUUCUGGCAAGCACGCUUGCAUCUUUUAUGAUGAGAACACGAAGCAUUACGAGCUGCUGAAUUACAGCGAACACGGCACGACUGUUGAUAAUGUCCUCUAUUCCUGUGACUUUUCUGAGAAGAUCCUCCCCACCCCUCCCAGCAAUAUUGUUGCCAAAGUGCAGAACGUUAUAAAGCGCCUGCAAGAGCCAAAAUCCCGAAUCCGAGCCCGUCAAGGAAGAGGCAGUUAUGAACUCGCAUGCACAAGGUCCCCACGUACAGCCGUGUAACUGCAAAGCCAGCAGCUCUAGUCUCAUUGGAGGAAGUGGAGCCGGCUGGGAAGGCACAGCUCUCUUACACCACGGAAGCUACAUCAAGUUGGGCUGCAUUCAGUUUCUGUUCUCCAUCACGGAGUUUGCAACAAGG
This is a messenger RNA of Bufo gargarizans (Asiatic toad), 3474 nucleotides long. RefSeq names its product PHD finger protein 12 (gene PHF12). Gene Ontology annotation, cellular component: Sin3-type complex; nucleus. Lineage: Eukaryota; Metazoa; Chordata; Amphibia; Anura; Bufonidae. Gene Ontology annotation, molecular function: protein binding; transcription corepressor activity. Gene Ontology annotation, biological process: negative regulation of transcription by RNA polymerase II. The record is from RefSeq and is a predicted model, not a curated record.